CAUCAGGGCGCCCACUCCAAGGUCCCCGAGCCCCCUGGUGCCCAUCUGUGAGCCAAGUCUCGAAGCCCCUACUUCUGACCCCUGACCCUCGCCCCGGAAGUCCGGGUGACUCGGAAGUUCCGGCUCAGUCGCUAGGAAACAGGCGGGCCCGACGCGGGGGGCGGGGCUUCUGGCCUCGGGGCUCGGAGAAAGGCAGGAGAAUGAACAGUAAGAAAGGGGGGGCCAAAGCUGCAUCAGGGAAGUGGCAGACAUCACCCCCUUGGCCCAAGCCAAGAGCUGCUGUUGGGCCCACCCCGGAGGCCCAGGCGGCCACCCGCAUCCAGUGUGCCUUCCGGCAGCACCUGGCCAGGAAGGCGCUGGCCCUGCGCAGGCAGGAGCGGCAGGAGUACCUGGAGCGGAUGGAGAAGCUGCAGAGGGAGGUGAGCGCGGGCGCCCGCCCCAUCCCGGCGUGGGGGCGGCGGCCAGGCCGCCGGCUCAUGGGGCCCCUCGCGCAGGGCGCCUUCGGCAGAACGCCGCUGUACCGGGCAGCCUUCGGGGGCCACCUGGAGGCCGUGGAGCUGCUUCUGAAGCUCGGAGCAGACCCCCGAGUGUACGCAGACGACGGGAGCACCCCAGAGCAGGUGGCCUCGCUGGACGCGGUAGCUAGCGUGCUGCAGACUUGGGACCUGGGCCUCACAGAGGCCAUGCUCCAGAACAUGGAGGCUGAGCGGCAGCGCCGGGCCCAGGAGGAUGAGAGACACAAGCAGGCGGAGGCCAAACGCUUGAACCUCAAGGUGCAGCAACUGGCCAAGGAGCAGCAGCGGUGUCACAAGGAGCUGCAGCAGGCCUACUGCGAGCUCAACCGGAGGAUCACGGAGCACGAGGAGUGUGAGCGCCAGUGCAUGGGCAGGACUGAGUUCACGCUGCAGGCCAUAAAGGACUCAGAGGCCCAAGUGGACAGGCUGAGGCAGGAGGCACAGAAGGCGGAAGAGAUGCUGGCCAUGGCCAGGCUGGAGCUGCGGGAGCAGACGCAGGAGGAGGAGCAGGAAGCGCCUGGACUGAAGUGUCAGGUCACGGAUCUCCAUGACGUGCUGAUGAAGGACGUGGGUGACCGCAUCCGUGCUGAUGGCCGGUGGCCUCUUGUCAUCGACCCUUCGGGCCAGGCAGCCACCUUCCUACGCUACCAGGAUACCAACUAUGUGGAUGCUGUGAACCCAGAGCACCUGAGGCCUGAGAGAAUCCGACUGGCUCUGCUGGGGGCACUCAGGUAUGGGAAGCCACUGGUGUUCGACCUGCGGGAGGUGGACCUGUUCCCUGUAGUGCAGCAGCAGCUGGAGGCGGUGCAGCCUGGUCUGGCCCCAGCACUGCUCAGCCGGGAGUUGCUGGCCCAGGACCGGUACCUCUCCCUGCUGCGGCCCACGGAUGGGCCUGAGUACGGCCCCACCCAGUUCCAGGAGGCUCGCCUGGCCCACUUUCGUCUCUUCUUCGUCACCCAGGUCCAGUGGCCACCUGUGGAGCAGCUGCAGGUGCUGCUCCCUGUGCGGGUACAGCUGCCCCACUAAUGCAGCACCCAAAUAAAACCUGCCCAGGCAA
Molecule: messenger RNA, 1572 nt
Organism: Ictidomys tridecemlineatus (thirteen-lined ground squirrel)
Lineage: Eukaryota; Metazoa; Chordata; Mammalia; Rodentia; Sciuridae
Source: RefSeq, a predicted model, not a curated record